AUGUCCAAAGCCGUUGUCCUUGGAGCUGCAGGUGGUAUCGGGCAGCCGCUCGCUCUGCUCCUCAAGUCGAAUCCGCUCGUAAAAGAGCUCGCUCUCUUUGAUAUCGUAAACACACCUGGAGUUGCGGCCGAUUUAUCCCAUAUAUCCACGCCCGCAAAGGUGUCAGGCUACCUCCCGCCGGACGAUGGUCUCAAGAAGGCGCUGACUGGCGCAGAUAUUGUUGUGAUCCCAGCAGGUGUACCGCGGAAGCCGGGUAUCAAUGCAGGCAUUGUUCGCGAUCUAGCGACUGGCAUUGCUACCGCAGCGCCCAAGGCCAGCAUACUGGUGAUUUCCAACCCCGUCAACUCGACCGUUCCUAUUGUCGUUGAGGUCCUCAAGAAGCACGGCGUAUUCGACCCCAAGAAGGUCUUCGGAGUGACCACGUUGGACGUCGUGCGCGCACAAACAUUCGCCGCCGAAGUACUCGGCGAUCUAUCUCUGGCAUCGAAGCUGACGGUGCCCGUGGUCGGCGGACACAGCGGUGUGACGAUCGUUCCUCUCUUCUCUCAAUCCUCCACUCCCCUUCCCUCGGGCUUCACCAAGUCUGAUCUGGAAGCGCUCACGACGCGCGUCCAGUUUGGUGGCGACGAGGUCGUGAAGGCCAAGGACGGUGCUGGUUCCGCGACGCUGUCCAUGGCGUAUGCUGGUGCAGAGUUUGCAGAGAAAGUCCUGAGGGCACUCAAUGGCGAGAAGGGCAUCGUUGCGCCGAGCUUCGUGCACCUCAGCGCUGACAAGGAGGGCGGCGAGGCAGUCAAGAAGGAGAUCGGGCAGGACCUAGAAUACUUCUCUGUCCGGGUCCAGCUUGGGCCCGGCGGUGUUGAGAAGCUCCAUGGCCUUGGGUCGAUCACCGAGUACGAGCGGUCCCUCGUCCAAGCUGCUGUACCCGACUUGGCGAGCAACAUCGAUAAGGGUGUUUCCUUCAUCGCGAGUCCUAAACUGUAG
Messenger RNA from Postia placenta MAD-698-R-SB12, 981 nucleotides. RefSeq lists its product as hypothetical. Bases 1 to 981 code for a protein of 326 amino acids. The record is from RefSeq and is a predicted model, not a curated record. NCBI's taxonomy places the organism in Eukaryota, Fungi, Basidiomycota, Agaricomycetes, Polyporales, Adustoporiaceae. Gene Ontology annotation, molecular function: L-malate dehydrogenase (NAD+) activity. The transcript is spliced from 8 exons. Gene Ontology annotation, cellular component: cytoplasm. Gene Ontology annotation, biological process: carboxylic acid metabolic process; tricarboxylic acid cycle.